GCACAUUUGUAGGCACCUCUCUGUACAAGCCUUCGUAACUACUGCCAUAUUGCCACCGAAGACUUUUCCUCUUACUUUAUUUUUCUCUCUCCGGGACGUUUCUCUGAAAAAAAGUGCACAACAUGAUUCACAGCUUGUUCCUGAUUAACGGCAUUGGUGACAUAUUCCUGGAAAAACACUGGAAGAGUGUGAUAAGCCGCUCUGUCUGCGAUUACUUUUUUGAAGCUAGGGAGAAAGCGGGGGACCCUGAGAACGUGCCUCCUGUGCUCUGCACGCCUCAUCACUACCUCAUUAAUAUCUACCGUGAGAAGAUCUUUUUUGUUUCCGUCAUCCAGGCAGAAGUACCCCCCCUCUUUGUUAUUGAAUUUCUUCAUCGUGUUGCUGAGACAUUUCAGGAUUAUUUUGGGGAAUGCUCAGAAGCUACUAUUAAGGACAAUGUUGUCAUCGUGUAUGAGCUCCUUGAAGAAAUGCUGGAUAAUGGAUUUCCUUUGGCCACAGAGUCCAACAUUCUGAAAGAACUUAUUAAACCUCCUACCAUUUUGCGCUCUAUGGUCAACAGCAUCACGGGCAGCAGUAAUGUUGGUGAGACUCUCCCUACUGGACAACUGUCCACUAUCCCCUGGAGGAGGGCAGCUGUUAAAUACACUAAUAACGAGGCCUAUUUUGAUGUGGUGGAAGAAGUUGACGCCAUCCUGGAUAAAUCCGGCACGACAGUGUUUGCGGAAAUCCAGGGAGUGAUUGAUGCUUGUGUGAAACUCUCAGGAAUGCCUGAUCUUACACUUUCAUUCAUGAACCCCAGACUCCUGGAUGACGUGAGCUUCCAUCCAUGUGUCCGCUUCAAGAGAUGGGAGUCUGAGAGAGUUCUUUCCUUCAUCCCCCCCGACGGAAACUUCAGACUUAUGUCUUAUCACGUGACCGCACAAAAUUUGGUAGCAAUCCCUGUAUACGUGAAGCAGAAUAUCAGUUUCUUUGAAACCGGAUCCUCUGGGAGGUUGGACAUCACAGUGGGUCCUAAGCAGACCAUGGGGAAGACCGUCGAGUGUGUGGGAGUCACAAUACACAUGCCGAAAGUGGUCCUCAGUGCCAAUCUCACAGCAACUCAGGGCACGUACACCUACGACCCAGUCACCAAGAUUUUGGCCUGGGACAUCGGCAAACUGAACCAGCAAAAGCUGCCAAAUUUAAAAGGAAGUCUGAGCUUGCAGUUAGGUUCUCCGAAACCAGAGGAAAACCCAAGCCUGAACAUUCAUUUCAAGAUUCAACAGUUAGCUAUCUCAGGUCUGAAAGUGAAUCGACUGGACAUGUAUGGAGAGAAAUACAAACCAUUUAAAGGUGUUAAAUAUUUAACCAAAGCUGGAAAGUUUCAGGUCAGAACUUAACAUAAAAAAAGUGUAACAAAACAUCAUAAACGAUGAAGGCAGCAACGUGCUCUUUUAGGUGCCAAAUCAUAUUUUAUUGACUGAAUUACUUACUCCAGAAUUACUCCAUAUUGCCAAUGUCAUGCUUCGGUGGUGGUGGUGGCGGUGGUGGCGGUGGUGGUGGUGGCGGCGGCGAGCAGUUAAAGAGUCUAAAAGAGUCUAACAUGGAUUUCUAUAUUUUGACAAAGAACUUUCCUUUUUCAGUGUUGUGCUUAAUAUGAAUAGCUCUAUAGGCUGGACUAGUUUACAUGUUCAUACCAGAAUUAGGGUUUUUUUUGUCCUCUGUUUGUUUCAGUCUGUUAUCAGUGUUUUCACUUUUCUGUCAUAGGAUAUUUCACUUAAUCAUACUGUCCUAAACCUGCUUUAGAAAUGGUGGAUAUAUAUUUCCAUUUUUCAUCUCAGCACAUUACAAACAUUUGCUAAGCGGUUAAGAAACCUUUCCGUAACCCUGCCUUUAGUACAAUGCACAAACUGUAAGUGGCCUUUUAGGGGGGGCAAAUAAAUAAAUAAAUAAAUAAACAAACACUUGAAGAGUCCUUGCUUAAAAUCACAGCCAUAAGCUGAUUUUAUGUGCAUAGUAGUUUUAAGGAACUACAAUAAAUAUUCUGCUACAAAUACCAAUCGCUCUACGUCACUUUGAGGUGCCAUGUUAGUAAUUAUCCAGCUUGCAAAUGUGGCAGAUAUGUGAGUCACUCAGAGUUUUGCACAUUCUGAUGGGACACACUUUUUGUAAGGUUUAGAAAUAAAUAAGUUAAUUGCCUUUGAAAAUAUGUAUAUAAACCUGAUGCCUUGACAUUUAUAAACAUUUUGGGAAAUUA
This is a messenger RNA of Tachysurus vachellii, 2236 nucleotides long. It is a transcript of the gene ap3m1, whose product is annotated as adaptor related protein complex 3 subunit mu 1. Gene Ontology annotation, biological process: endocytosis; intracellular protein transport. The coding region runs from base 123 to 1379 and encodes 418 amino acids. Lineage: Eukaryota; Metazoa; Chordata; Actinopteri; Siluriformes; Bagridae. The transcript is spliced from 9 exons. Gene Ontology annotation, cellular component: cytoplasmic vesicle; clathrin adaptor complex. The record is from RefSeq and is a predicted model, not a curated record.